This is a messenger RNA of Hevea brasiliensis (rubber tree), 1545 nucleotides long. RefSeq names its product V-type proton ATPase subunit C. The transcript is spliced from 11 exons. The record is from RefSeq and is a predicted model, not a curated record. The coding region runs from base 104 to 1234 and encodes 376 amino acids. Gene Ontology annotation, cellular component: vacuolar proton-transporting V-type ATPase, V1 domain. Gene Ontology annotation, biological process: proton transmembrane transport. NCBI's taxonomy places the organism in Eukaryota, Viridiplantae, Streptophyta, Magnoliopsida, Malpighiales, Euphorbiaceae. Gene Ontology annotation, molecular function: proton-transporting ATPase activity, rotational mechanism.
UUCAUCUCCUCCAAUAACUGCAAGUACAAGCCUCUCUCUCUCUGUGUGAGCUCCGAAAUCAGAACUAGGAGUGAGAAAGAAAAGGAGGAAGAAGAGGCUAGGUAUGGCGACAAGAUAUUGGGUGGUGUCUCUACCGGUUCAAAACUCCGCUUCUACUCUAUGGAAUCGUUUACAAGAGCAAAUCUCCAAGCAUUCUUUUGAUACUCCCCUCUACAGGUUCAAUAUCCCUAAUCUACGUGUUGGAACGCUGGAUUCUCUUCUUUCCCUCAGCGACGAUCUCUUGAAGUCAAAUAGCUUUAUAGAAGGAGUUUCUCACAAGAUCAGGAGACAGAUCGAGGAAUUGGAGAGGGUGUCUGGUGUGGAGAGCAGUGCUUUGACUGUAGAUGGUGUACCUGUAGAUUCGUAUCUCACCAGGUUUAUUUGGGACGAAGCCAAGUAUCCAACCAUGUCACCUCUUAGGGAGAUUGUGGACAGCAUUCAUACCCAAGUGGCAAAGAUUGAGGAUGAUCUCAAGGUUCGUGUUGCUGAGUAUAACAAUGUGCGCAGUCAACUCAAUGCCAUUAAUCGAAAGCAAAGUGGAAGCUUAGCUGUUCGUGAUCUUUCCAAUUUGGUGAAGCCAGAGGAUAUUAUUUCCUCUGAACAUCUUGUGACCCUGCUUGCAAUUAUUCCCAAGUAUUCACAGAAGGAUUGGUUGGCAAGCUAUGAAACAUUGACUAGCUAUGUGGUUCCCAGGUCCUCCAAGAAGUUACAUGAGGAUAAUGAAUAUGCUCUUUACACCGUAAUGCUAUUUCGCCGUGUUGCGGACAACUUUAGAACAAGUGCACGUGAAAAAGGUUUCCAAAUUCGUGAUUUUGAGUAUAGUCCAGAAGCACAAGAGAGUAGGAAGCAAGAAUUGGAAAGAUUAAUGCAAGACCAAGAAAGCUUUAGAAGCUCUCUUUUGCAAUGGAGCUAUACCAGUUAUGGAGAGGUUUUCAGCUGCUGGAUGCACUUUUGUGCAAUACGUAUUUUUUCAGAGAGCAUUCUAAGAUAUGGAUUGCCACCGUCUUUCUUGGCUUGUGUUUUAGCUCCUUCUGUGAAAGGUGAGAAGAAAGUGCGUUCCAUCCUUGAAGGAUUGUGUGACAGUGCAAACAGCACAUACUGGAAAUCUGAAGAUGAAGUGGGCGGAGGGAUGGCAGCUUUUGGAGGCGAUGCUGAUGCUUAUCCUUAUGUGUCCUUCACAAUUAAUCUCGUUUGAACCAUGGACUGUCCUAGUCCCAUAGCUUUCCCAAAUUCCAGGUCCAAGGAGUCCUUUAGACAGCAAUAAAUGGACAGGAAUGAUGAUACUGUAUAUUAGCAUUUGAUAGAUCAAUUCUUUUGUUUAGUUAAAAUUGGAGCAUGUGAAUUUAAGUGCUUGGUUUAUGAGCGGGGGGAAUAUUUUGCAGGGGAGAUCUGGUUAUACUCCAUAUGUAUUCUAGCACUUAAAUUUUGAGGUUCCAUCUCUGGCAAACAAGUUUUUAGUACUUUUAUGUACUUAAUUUAUUUGAUGAUUUUCAGGAUUUUGUUUCC